Messenger RNA from Cuscuta campestris, 870 nucleotides. Lineage: Eukaryota; Viridiplantae; Streptophyta; Magnoliopsida; Solanales; Convolvulaceae. The record is from the annotation of a GenBank genome assembly.
GUUUCCAACACUUGGUUUUCAUUUUGGAGAACUUUGGUUUUUGACAUCGGUUUUCGGCGUUGGCUGCCAAACCAUGGUUCUGGCAAACCAUCCCGACAUGCAUGUCAGAAAUCCCAACAGCGAUGUCGGCCUUCAGAAGCCCUGGGCACUUUUUAGAGCCAUUUCUUGAGGAAUUGAGUGUGUUCUUGAUCUAAAUUAGUUUACUCAUAUUCUACUCUUUAAGAGAGUUUUUGUUCUUGAGUGGUUAAGUGUUGUGAACACUUUAAGGGAGGGAUGGUCUUUUACUGGUGGUUGCAUCAGGUAGAAAUACAAUAUCAAUUGCAAGCUCCUUUAAAAGAUUGGCAUCUGAAAAUUAACGUGUUUGUUAUCCAGCGGAGCAGACCUUGCAAAUAUGGUGUAGACCUUGCCAAGCAGAUAACGUCUUUGCACAAUAUUCUUGAGAGAUGUGGCAGUGUAAGAAUAAGUUUCUCCAGGCAGACUCCUGAAAAGGCUAACCAUCUUCAGAAACUUCGUUCAACGACACAUGUAGCCACCUUGUUUGCUACCUUGCUGCUCUUCCAUGCAUGCUGUUCACCAUCUCACCUACCUCCGGACAUAACUCCUUGUGCUAGUCAUGCAAACUGAAGACCCUGUGUUGUGCAAACUGUCAGUUUCAAGAGGGUGAACUGAUUGAUCAUGAGGUUUUGGUGCUUCUAUGCGGAUUGUGUUUAGGUUCACUCAACUACUGCUGUGUAUAUAUAACAUUGUUUCUUUUGUCAUGUGAUUGUGUUUUUCAUGAAUAUACAUGUUUGGGGAUGACAGGGCAACAUUAAAUGUUUUUCAUUUUGUAGUGAAAUCCUGAAUUGCGACUAAGAAAGAAUUGAGAAUGGU